GUGUGAAAAAUGUUUAUCUUCUUAAUGAGCCAAUGAGCCACCAAAACUCAUAUUGCUGCUUCAACGCAGGCAACUACCAGCAAGCUCCUUAUUGUCAGACGACGUCCUGGUAUCGAAAACUGCUUAAGCCAUUCGCAUUCUCCAUUAUUACUGCAAUUUUAGCCAUGUCUGUAUCACAUCUCUGUGACAAGUAUUCAGCCAGUAGUUCGUUCAUGAGCAUCAAAUCUGAACUGGAAUAUGUUAGGUCGCAUCUGAGUACCCUUAUGAUAGAAGUUAAGAGCAUCAGAGAGUCCCAUGAAGAUCUCAAGAAUAAACUGCUUGAAAUGGCUUGUGUAAUUCCAAAAUUAUCUGACACUAUGCUUAAACUGAAAAAUGAAGUGGCCGAAGAGAACCUGAGCAACUUGGUACGCCAUGAACUAGAAAUCUAUGAUGCUGAUAAGACAGGGAGAACUGACUAUGCAUUAGAAAGCUCAGGGGGUGCAAUAUUGUCAACAAGAGACACUGUCACUAGUUCUCAAGGUAUUCCUGCACUUUCAUUAUUUGGUGUACCACUGUGUCAGAAGAAUACACCAAGAGCCGUCAUACAGUCAGGUGUACUUCCUGGUGAAUGUUGGGGAUUCAAAGGUAGUGCUGGAUCUGUAGUUAUUAAACUCCUGAAACCAAUUUAUGUAUCUGGUGUCAGCCUGGAACAUAUACCACAAUCUAUCUCACCAACUGGAGAAACUUCAGCAGCUCCAAAAAAUUUUUCUCUCUGGGGAUUGAAACACUUGGAUGACAAGGAACCAUUUCUAUUUGGUAAUUUCAUCUAUGACAAUGAUUCCUCACCUGUUCAAUAUUUCAAGGUUAAGGUACUAGUUCAGGUAUUUAGUGUUGGGUUACGACAUCAGUGUCAAAUUCAAACUAUGUUUUUUUUUUAUAUUAUAACUCGUACAGUCGCUCGUAAGGAAAUGAACCUCCCAAAAAUACAUUGAUCUCGCAACCUCACUGUAAACCCCGAAAUAUUUUUAACAUUAGUCAAGCAUCUUUUUUUUUCCAGAAUCAUGCGAAAAAAUUGUAUGAAAUCGUGGAGGUCAAAGUUCAUUCGAACAACGGUAACGACGACUACACUUGUAUCUAUAGAAUUCGUGUACACGGUUCACAAAGUUCACCAGAUGGAUGAGAAAU
This is a messenger RNA of Cephus cinctus (wheat stem sawfly), 1164 nucleotides long. RefSeq names its product SUN domain-containing protein 1-like. The transcript is spliced from 7 exons. Gene Ontology annotation, biological process: nuclear envelope organization. Gene Ontology annotation, molecular function: protein-membrane adaptor activity. The coding region runs from base 33 to 971 and encodes 312 amino acids. Gene Ontology annotation, cellular component: meiotic nuclear membrane microtubule tethering complex; nuclear envelope. The record is from RefSeq and is a predicted model, not a curated record. NCBI's taxonomy places the organism in Eukaryota, Metazoa, Arthropoda, Insecta, Hymenoptera, Cephidae.